UUGAACAGCUAUAGUAACCAGAUACCAGUUAGUAGAACAAAUAAGAUUGCUUAACAAGAGAAUGAUGUAGGAGGAUUGGGGAUUCAGCAGGGAGCGCGGAUUCUCUGUUCUGAUCCCGGGCCCUGACUUGUAUUCUAAAAUUAUUCAUCAAAGUCAUCUCUCCCGAAUUCUGAAUCACAACUUCAGAAGUACACAGUUGGUCACAAUGCCUACUGAUGAGGUCAUGCCAAAUUCCAAAUCACCUGACCGCCGGCAGCUCGCGCAUCCGGGGAGAGGCGGGCCCGGCGCCGCCUUCCGUGGUGCCUCUGCAGAAGCCCUGGCAGCGGAGUCACGGAAACGUGCAGGGGCCGGAGAAGAGCCCGGGCGCGAGCGAGAACCAGGCUGGGAGCUGCGGCUCCUCCCGCGACACACUGGCCGAGCGGCCGCACGGGACGCCGGGUGCCCGGGCUCCUCUCCUCCAGCCGCGGACGUUCCGAGGAGGGUCCGCGCGCCGGGUCCUGCGCCGCCUGCAGAGGGGCCUCGGGGCCAAAUUUGAAUCUCUCUUUAGGACAUAUGACAAGGAUAUCACCUUUCAGUAUUUCAAGAGCUUCAAACGUGUCCGAAUAAACUUCAGCAACCCCUUAUCUGCAGCCGAUGCCAGACUGCAGCUGCAUAAGACUGAGUUUCUUGGGAAGGAAAUGAAGUUAUAUUUUGCUCAGACUUUACACAUAGGAAGCUCACACCUGGCUCCACCCAAUCCAGACAAGCAGUUCCUGAUCUCACCUCCUGCCUCUCCACCGGUUGGUUGGAAACAAGUGGAAGACGCUACUCCAGUCAUAAAUUAUGAUCUUUUAUAUGCUAUCUCCAAGCUUGGGCCAGGAGAGAAGUACGAACUGCACGCAGCGACCGACACCACCCCCAGUGUGGUGGUCCACGUGUGUGAGAGCGAUCAGGAGAAUGAGGAAGAGGAGGAGAUGGAUAGGAUGAAGAGACCCAAGCCCAAGAUCAUCCAGACGAGAAGGCCGGAGUACACACCGAUCCACCUGAGCUGAACUGGCACCGGCUGAAGAGGCGUUCUCGGUCAUACUCACAGGAGGAUCUUUUACUGUGGAAGGGGCCAGUCACAACUUUGGAGGUGGCAGCCGUGAGCACUGUGGCAGAAAUUCCAGUUCACGUUGCUCAGAAGAGAAUCAAGGCUUCGUCUCCUUGUUCUGAUGCUGCGCCUCAGUCCACGUCCCUGGCACCCAGGAAUGUCUUGGGCCAAUCACUGAGUUUGUUGUGAUCGCACAAGGACAUUUGGGGACGUCUUGAGAAAACCAAUAAUGAUAGUGUCUUGUACUUGUUCUUUUCUGGUAGGUUCUGUUUUCGCCUAGGGCAGAUUGAUCAGUGGGUCCAGGGAGUGCUUUCCGCUUCUAGCCAGUGUACAGGGCACAGCCCCAACUGGUAGGAAGGGGCCUCACACGAAGCCACCCCGCGUCUAGUGCAGAAGGGCUGUGGAAGCAACCUCAGCGCCAUGUGGACUGUAGCGUCUCACUCCUUCCCUCAUGUCUGAGCGUUUGUGCAUGUAUAUCACUAAUUUCAAGACUAACCUUUGUUCGUGUAAGAAGUUACACCAUUGUUGUUUUCCAUCUUUUGGGAAGCUAGGAAAGCAUUGGAAAACUGUCACCUUCCAGAUUUUCAGCUCUUUGCAACAACAUCCACAUGUGGAAUUGCACCUGGAAUCCAGUCUCAUCCUGUCCGGUGCAACACGUAACUUGUGCUUCUGCAAAAGACGUUGAUCUGAAUUCCUCUGUAGAGUAGCUUAUACAAUUCAGAGAAUAGCAGUUUCACUGCCAGUUUUUAGCAGGUGAGAAAUUUUAGUUUAGGUGUUUGGGUUGGAUAUCAGUCUCCGUUGUUUCUUUUAUGUAGUGGUUUCUAUACAUGAAUCAUAACCAAAAGUCGUUUUGGUUGAGAUAGUUGGUUUUUCACCCCACUGAAACAUCCAGAUCAACUUGUAAAUAGAGCUGAUAGCAUAUAUCCAUACCCGUUGUACUCUUGGGUGAAGAAACCUGGCAGUGGAAGGAUAGUGUAAGACGUAUAACCUACCCGUGAAUCGUAUGUUGUAGAAAAGCUGUCCACGUGUUUGACGGGAUGAACUCAAAGCAUGUAAGUGUGUAGUAGAUGUGUGUUGAUAUGAGAGGGAUGCAGUGCCUUUCCCCAUAAUUCCUGGUGGAACUGUUACACUAGGUGAACAUUUGUAAUUUUUUUCUAGUUGUAAUGUGUAUGUCUGGUUAAAUAGGUAUUAUAUUUUGGCCUUACAAUACCAUAACAGUCUGUCAUUCUGAAAUACCUAAUGCCAAGUAACAGUGCAUGCUUUGGAAAUUUGGAAGAUGGUUUUCUUUGGGAAGCAAAUACGUUUGUAUUAACUUCUUGAUUGUUUAUAACAAGAAAUGGAUCGAAUGUUCUCAAAAUCCUGUUUACAGUACUUGGUAGGAGGGAACCAGUAAGGGAGAGACCAUUGCAUAGCUGUUCAAGUGUUUCUAGUUAAGUGCUUUUAAACUGGAGAGGCUAACCUCAAAAUAUUUUUUUUAACUGCAUUCUAUAAUAAAUCGGCACAAUAUGCUCUUUACG
Sciurus carolinensis (gray squirrel) is the source of this 2589-nucleotide messenger RNA. RefSeq names its product regulator of calcineurin 1 (gene Rcan1). The coding region runs from base 216 to 1031 and encodes 271 amino acids. Gene Ontology annotation, cellular component: nucleus; cytoplasm. The record is from RefSeq and is a predicted model, not a curated record. The transcript has 4 exons. NCBI's taxonomy places the organism in Eukaryota, Metazoa, Chordata, Mammalia, Rodentia, Sciuridae. Gene Ontology annotation, biological process: calcium-mediated signaling. Gene Ontology annotation, molecular function: nucleic acid binding; calcium-dependent protein serine/threonine phosphatase regulator activity.